This is a messenger RNA of Brassica napus (rape), 2700 nucleotides long. Its product is annotated as vascular-related unknown protein 3-like. The record is from RefSeq and is a predicted model, not a curated record. Bases 1875 to 2267 code for a protein of 130 amino acids. The transcript is spliced from 3 exons. NCBI's taxonomy places the organism in Eukaryota, Viridiplantae, Streptophyta, Magnoliopsida, Brassicales, Brassicaceae. Gene Ontology annotation, biological process: multidimensional cell growth; xylem development.
ACACUCUUGCUCAGUUUAUGCAGAAACCCAAACUCGCUCAUUGGGAAGCAGCUCUAAGGGUGGUACGUUAUUUAAAAGGAAAUCCAGGACAGGGCAUUCUACUUCGAGCACAUACUGAUCUUACCGUAGAAGCCUGGUGUGAUUCUUAUUGGUCUGGUUGCCCCACUUCUAGAAGGUCGCUUACUGGUUGGUUCAUUACGUUGGGAGGCUCACCUAUUUCAUGGAAGACACAGAAACAAGAUUUUGUUUCUCGUUCGAGUUGUGAAGCUGAAUAUCGCGCAAUGUCAUAUACCGUUCAAGAGCUCAUGGGGCUUCAUAACUUGCUUCAAUCUUUCGGCAUCAAGUAAAUAUUCCUAUUGUACGAUUAUGUAAAGAUACUCUAGAACUAGGUUUACCAGUAUGUAUAUAUACCUUGGGUCAUUGACCUUAUGAAUACAAUAAACUCUUUCAUACUUCUCUAGGUUUCUUGACUGAUUUUUUCCAAAAUAUAAAAUUGACAUGUACAAACGUUCUAAGACCAACUAUUAAACGAUGAUAUUUAAAUUGUCAACAAACUUCAUUGACAAAUGACAACUAAAACAAAACAAAAUGUUUGCUUUGUUUAUGUUUUCGCUGUGCAUCAUGCGAAACAAAACUUGGAUCUGCAAAAUCUUGGAUAGCCUUUACUUAUAAAUAUAUCACCAUCAUAGUAAUACAUCGUGUCAAACAUUUACCACGAUAAAGUCGUCAAAAAAUUUAAAGCUUACGGAGCCUCUUACGUCAUACAUGGCUGAUGGAGAAGGGACACGAUCAUUGUAACACUAACAACACCCAUCAAAGAUUCGGUUCAACACUUGCAAACUCGCACACUUCAUGCCUCUCAGAUAUGUUUGUACAUACUUUAUAACCAAAAAACCAAUAUGAUAAUAAAAUAAUUAUCUUGCCGGACUAUAAAGGUUCAAGAACAUGGACCGACUUUAUGUAGGACCAUAUAUUAUAUACAUUUAUCGUUUUGUUUAUAAUUAGCUAUUUUGAGUUUUAGCCUAAGGUGUAGUGUUGCCUUCAUCACGUUUUCUGUUUUCUGUUUGAGUUUUUUUUUUCAAGUAAACGAAGAUUAAAUCUGCUUGUCACGUUAUAAACCAUAUUAAAGCUAAACAUUUAGUAUCAGUUCCCCACGAACUACAUGUAUUCAUCGUUGACUGCAUUAUAUAUACAUAUUUGAAGAACACUUACUCUAUAUCAAAAAUUGUUGUACAUUUUGCAUAUAUGCUUCUAAAUUUGAUACCAAGCACAGUACAAUAUAUUCGAUUACACAUAUAUGAGUAAGAAAAGUAUUAUUAAACGGUAUAUAUAAGCUCAAUUAAUUUAAUUUAUCAUGUUAUUGAAAUUACUUUCUUAACUGACAAUAUACGAAAUUAAUGUGUGAUGAUUGUCAUUAGGAAAGUUCUUUUAAAUUUUAAUUGCUUCACUUUUAUUGGAAAAUCAACAACCAAAAACUGUAUUCGCGUUCACCUAUUAAAAAUACCUUCUUUAUCUAUAUAUUUAAUGUUAAUUUUGUCUUAACUUUUAACUAAUGAAACUUUUAACUAAUGAAACUUUUAAUUUUGUCUAUAUAUCUUUCUUUGUUCUUGCACACAAAGAAAUAAAACUACUCAACUGCCAGCAACAAAUAAUAUUUAUCGUUAAGCAAUAAAAUAAACAAUAAUUAGACUAAAGGGCCAAAUUGUGCUAAACCUACAAGUUUCAUGACCUCUACCUCCCUUACUAUAUAGUUGUCACAUUUGAAAGAAUUAUUUGGGCAAACAAAAGUCUAAAUCCCAUUUUUAGCUUCUCAUAUAUUUCAUUCCUGCAAGAUCUAACCACUCUUCAUCAAGCUUUUCUCUAAGAAAGUUCAAAUGGAAAACUCAGCACUGAGCAACUGCGUGAGGCGUACAAUAUUCUCUACUCAACAGAGAACAAUGCAAGAGGGUCUAGAAGAGAGUAGUUGGACGAUUUACUUUGAAACCGAAAAUCGUACAUGCCAUUAUGAUAAUUCUUCCAUGAUCUCAGACGCUGCGUCCCCUAUGGCCUAUGUCGAAGAAGACACGGCUUCAUCUCCUUCUAAAAGAACCAAGGGUUACAGUGAAAUGGAAGACAAUACCACAGAAGGAAAAAACACGAACAAUACUAAAACCGUGGAGAAGGGAUUGAAUAAGAAAGGGAUAAUAAAUGAAGAUUAUUGCGCAGAACUGAAGAAGCGAGGACUUUGCUUAGUUCCUUUGUCCAUGUUGUCCAACUAUAUUGGUUGAUACUUUGAUUGUUUUUUCAGUCAUAAUCUUUUAAUUUUUAUUGUGAAUUAUUUUUGUCUGUAAAAUCUAUAGAAUGGACUAGUAAAUGUAGUGAAAGUCGAAUCAAUGCUGGAUGAUGUACUUUAUGUAUAAAUGCACUAGCAAGAGUGUAAGAUUUGUAAACAUUUCCAAACAUGUGUAACAAAAAAGUUAACUUGUUUCCGUGUGUGUCGCUUGGAACAAUCAGGUACGUACAUAUAAAUGGUUUUUAGACAUUAUACUUACCAACUCUGAAAAAACUAUUAUAAAAAUUAAUUAUGUAUUCCAGUUUACAAUCAAUCAUACAUUCCAUAAUUUAAAAAAUUCUUCAAAUUGAAUAAGAUAAGAAACUAUUUCUUAUAUAUCUUGAAAAAAAAAAAUAUACGUAAUUAAACCUCAGAGAAUAGAAAGAAAA